CUGGAAUUAUAUCGACUUGGUCUAGUUGAUUAUAUCACAUUUCAUUGGAAUCGAUUAGAUGUACCACAAAUUUUAAUGUACUUUUGGUCAUUCAACUAAUGUCAGUGAUUAUUUUGGGUCCAGUAUGCUGGGAAAUUAUUCCAACUGGUGAUGUUAAUGUUGAUGAGAUAUCAGCGAAACUAUUCAAUUCUUCUACAUUGAAUGAAUAUUCUAAUCUGGAUACUGCCAAUCAAUCAACAUUAUCUAUACUAUACACAAGAUUAUUUGUUGGUCUUUUUGUACAUGGAUCAGAAACCUGGUUGUCAGUGUGUGGAGCAGCUGCAUUUUUCGGUGCAUUAGCUACUAUUUUCGUUUCUAUAUUGGUCUUUUUAUUGGAUCCAUCCCGUACUGGCACAGCUCGAUUAGCAGUGGUAGUUGCAGAAGCUCCAGCUGAUCCACAUACAUGGAAUGUUAUUGAUGAUCCAGCGUUAGCUUUAGAUCAAAAUGAUGUUAUUGCUAUGGAAUUACUAGCUAGUACAGGAUGGAAUUGUGCUGUUGUCUUUUUGUUCUUAGCUUUCCAAUCAGAUAUGCCUAAUCUUCCACCAGUUUAUCGUGCAUCAUGUUCUAUGUAUGGAAUUAUGGUUCUUGUGAUUGCUUGUAUCCAUCCUAUUCAAGCAUUAAUCAAGUCAUUCUUAUUACGUCUUGGGGCACCUGGUCAACAAACAAAUUGGUCCGAGCAUGUACGACCAUUGUGUUUUUGUGUUGUGCUGAUUUUUGCAGCUUUCAAUAUGUUCACUUGUUUACCAAGAAUAUUAACAAAUGACAAACUGGAAUAUAUUCGUAAUAUGAAUCACAGUGAAAAUGCAUCCUAUUUAGCUGUUUUAUCACAUAUUGGCUCAUCGGAAGAAGCAAUACUUGCGAGACGACUAAGAAUAUUUCUAAGCGGUUGUCAAUUAUUAAUUAGCCUUGUAGUUACACUAAUUGAAUAUGCUAUUUAUCAAUACUCUUAUCGAUAUCCUAAUUGGACAGGAUUUCAACCAACAAUAUUUUGGACAAAAGUGAUUAGUUCAGUAAUUGAUUAUUUUAUUUCAUUAUUAUCAUUUCUAACAGUCUGUUGGUUAGUAUUCUAUGAUUCUUUUGGAGUGUGUCGUUUGUUUAUUAUUUGUUGUUAUUUCUCCUUAGUUUUAUAUCCAUCAGCGCGUAGAGCAUAUAUAUGGAUAAAAUGGCGAUUAUUAUGCACUAAACGUAUGAAUGAUUUAGUUAAUCCUAGUAAAAUACAAUUAGAACGGUAUGGUGAUACAUGUCCAAUAUGUUUUGCUGAAAUGACUAUAACUACAGCAAAAAUUACUAGAUGUGGUCAUCUUUAUCAUUCUGAAUGUCUUAUACAGUGGAUGAAACAUAAAUUAACAUGUCCUAUAUGUCAGUCAGAUUUAUUGUCGACUAGAGUGACUAAUAAACGACGAGAAGUUACAAGUGCUCGAAUGCAAGAGACUAUAGUAGGUGAACAAAAUUAAAUAAAUUUAAAAGAAAUUACUCAGAAUUUUUGACUUUAUUAUUAUUACUAUUACUACUAAUACUACUAUUAUUACCAUCAUCGUCAUCAUCAUCCUUUUCACUGUCUAACCAUUCGAUAUUAAACAAAAGUCAAACAAGAAAUCACCUUUCAAUCUUGUAAAUGC
Messenger RNA from Schistosoma mattheei, 1658 nucleotides. Lineage: Eukaryota; Metazoa; Platyhelminthes; Trematoda; Strigeidida; Schistosomatidae. The record is from the annotation of a GenBank genome assembly.